Molecule: messenger RNA, 1340 nt
Organism: Phragmites australis (common reed)
Lineage: Eukaryota; Viridiplantae; Streptophyta; Magnoliopsida; Poales; Poaceae
Product: protein NEGATIVE GRAVITROPIC RESPONSE OF ROOTS-like
Exons: 6
Coding region: 1-837 (278 amino acids)
Biological process (GO): gravitropism; regulation of growth
Source: RefSeq, a predicted model, not a curated record
AUGGGGAUCAUUAACUGGAUGCAGAGUCGCUUCAAUGGUAAGCCAGAGAAGAGACGAUCCGAGGCCGCCGUCGUGUGCUCAGCUCGCGAUAUCCAUGUCCGAGAAAGCUGCGGCCAAGAUCACGCUCGCGAGGAGAAGAACCCCAACGGCGACUGGCCACAGGGCCUCCUCUCCAUCGGGACGCUCGGGAACGAGGAGGCAGCGGAGACGGAGGGAGGCCCGCGCGCGUCGCAGGCCGACGUGCCGGACUUCACCAUCGAGGAGGUGAAGAAGCUGCAGGACGCGCUGAACAAGCUGCUCCGGCGCGCCAAGUCAAAGUCCAGCGCCCGCGGGUCAGGGGCCACCGACGAGGACCGCGCCAACCAGCUGCCGCUCGACAGGUUCCUCAACUGCCCCUCCAGCCUCGAGGUGGACCGGAGGAUCUCCCUGAAGCACGCGGCCGACGGAGAGAACGGCGAGUUCUCGCCGAACACGCAGAUCAUACUGAGCAAGGCCAGGGACCUCCUCGUCAACAGCAACGGCGCCACCAUCAAACAGAAGUCCUUCAAGUUCCUCCUCAAGAAGAUGUUCGUCUGCCGCGGCGGUUUCGAGCCCGCAUCGAGCUUGAAGGAUCCAGUCGAAUCAAGAAUGGAGAAGUUGUUUAGGACGAUGCUUCAGAAGAAGAUGAAUGCUCGCCCGAGCAAUGCCAAUGCGGCGUCAUCGAGGAAGUACUAUCUAGAGGACAAACCGAGCGGGAGGAUGAAAAGGGAUCGCCGUCUCGAUGAAGAGGAUGACAAGGGCUCUGAUAGCUUUAAGUGGGACAAGACAGAUUCAGACUUCAUUGUUCUGGAGAUUUAAAACGAGAUCACAAGUUCAAGGUCGUUAUUGUACGCACGGCGCUUACAUUCAUGUGAUGGUCCUGACGAAGCAGAAAAUUCUCAUUUUGUGGUGCCAAUGUGCCAUAAUAAUCCCUACUGAAGGUUCAAUUGAUCAACGGCGAUUAUUCGAUCAGACAGGAUAUAAUGCACCAGAGUGCGUACUACUGAAUGAAGAUUACAAUUCACUCGGUCGGCGGGCUUGUUCAAGAGCAAUAUUUGAGCUGUUCAUAGGAAGAAUUUUCAGCUUCGUUUUACUUCUCUUUCCCGUCUAAUCAUCAGAUGCCAGAUAUGUUAAUGUUUCAUAUAUUAUCCUGUAUAGUUCUUUUUCACCCAGUGGGGUUAAAAGAAGUUUCAGUUAGUGAUCAACCUCAUGUUCUAUUCUAAUGUGGUGGCCCAUCUCAAGAACACGGUCUUCCUCACCAAGCAUGAUUGCAUGAAAAUUAUAUAUACCUGAAUGUACAGAAGUAGCAUUGCAAGUAGGGU